UCGCAUUGUCACGUUACUGUGCGCGAAGCAUUUUGUGUUUCACACAAUUUUGUUCAAUUCGACGAGAAAUAAAGUUUUUAAUUUUAAAGUGACUGAGUGAGUUCAGGACAAUAAAAAAUAUUUCUGAACAAAAGCCAAUAAUUCUUUUUCUGGCUAAGAAAAAAAAAUCAUAAAAAAAUCCAAUAUAUAUAUUUUUUAAAGACUCUGCGCGUGAUGGACAAAAUGAGUCAAAUGUUUUAUUUGAAGUGGUGACAAUAAUAUUUGAACUCAUUGGCAAGUAACCAUUUUUGGAGAGUUUAGUGAAUUUAGUUGUUGUUGUGGUUUUUGUUUGGUUUCAAGUGCGCAGGCGUCAAUUUUGGUCAAUGAAAAAGUCAUAAUUUAUGCGCGAAAAGAAAGAAGAUUAGCAGCGAAUCAACGACAACUAAAAAUUAAACAAAAAAAGAGCCAAAAUAAAUUGUUGCCGUCAUUAAAUUUUGUUCGCUUAUUUCCUAUUUUGGUGUUAUUGACAAAGAAAGAAAUAUCUCGAUAGAAUCGAGAAAAAAAAGCAACGAUUUUAAAAAUAACUCUCUAAAACACUUCAUGCCCAUCAUCAUCACCAUCAUCAAAAGAACACUGGCUUUUGCUUAAUGCAUUUAAAUGUGAUAAAUAGACAACAAGAUAAGGACAAGAACAACGUAGAAUAAACCAUUCGAUAUUUUCUACAUCGCAAAGACAAAAAAAAUAGUGACAGUUUAACUCAUCGUGUCAGCUGAGUAGGACAAAAAAUUACAUUAAAAUCGCAUUCAGUUUUCAUCAUUGAAUCAGAACGCACACAAAAAUAGACGAAGAACAAAAAAAAUCAACGACAACAAGAAGGAAAACAUUUAAAUAGAAGCGCAACAACUGUGUAUUCAGUUUUUGUUUUUUUCAACAUCAAAGUUGACUUGAUUUGAUCGUCCUUGCUUAAUCAAGCGAACCGGUUGCCAUAAUAAAUGAAAAGUGCAUGUUGUCGUUAUGACUACAUUUUUAAGCCCAUAAAAAAGCGGCAACAAGCAUUCAAGUGAAGCAACCGCAAAAUAAAUGAAGAAUUAGCCCAACAAAUCGAUCAAAGAUCCGUGAAUACCUUAAAGGUAUGGAAAGAAACUAUUCAACGCAUGUUUGAUGUGGACGAUUUUUUUCUUUUCAUUCGUGAUCGCAUUCAUUUCGUUAUCAUUUCUGCGAUUGCAUAUUUUUUUUGCAAGACAUAAACGGCGGCCGGAUAAAUGUGUGUACAGUGACUGUUUUGAAUUUGAAUUGCGAACAUUUUCCGAGAUAGUGAGGAAUAGACAAAAAAGAGACAAACAAGGAACGGUAGUUCAUAAACAUCUAAAAGGCAUGUACUAAAACAACGGUGGCAGUUGCAAUACUUGAAAUCGAGCAUCAGAGUGGAUGUGCUUGUGUGUGUGUUUUGUGUGUGCAAGCAACUCGACUCAAUUUCUCUAUCGUAUCGGGGAUUUCAAGUGUAACACAAGCACUAAGAAUUUUCGUUUCUUUUGAUGCUGCCUUGUCGCAUUCGAUGUCUAUUUAUUUUGUUUCUGUUCUUGUUUGUCGUUUGCAUGCGCAACGAUGCUAAAACGGACAAGUGAUAUAAAUAUGGUGAUCAUAAAUUAAAAACGACUUCUGGUAGACGAGUUCUUUGAAUCGAGUGUUGUGUAUGUGUUGCAGUACAUCGAUGUGCAAGUGGAUUCUUGUGAAAAAUUACCAACAAAUAGACACACUAUUUUUUUUUACAUACACAUUGCUCAUUCGUUUCGUGUGUUAUCUUUUCUAUUUAGUGGUGCAAAUUGAACAUGAUUUUUGCAAUUGCCAUCUCUAUUUCUGAACGUUUCAAUUUUUUUGUUCGUUUGUUGUCCAUGGACUCAAAUAAAAUGGUGAAAUCAAAGAAGGAAAUUUUAUGAAACUAUUUUGCACACAUACAAAAAAACAGACUAGACUAAAAAGAAAUCGAAAAACAAAAAAACAAUAUUUGAAACAACACAACGCGAAAAUUACGACAGUCACCAUAAAAAGUGCAACAAAAUACGUCGUUAAUUAAAAACGAACACUUGAAAGUUAAAGAAAAAAGACUAUAGACACUUCAACAGACGGUUGAUUUAGUAAAUCAAAAGGGGAAAAAACCAAUCUGAGAGUGAAUCUGUUAUCUUUUUGCUGCCGAAGAGAGAGAUUUCAUCAAGAGCCGAUUGGAGUCAGCGCGUGAAUCAGACAGCGACAAUAAACAACAUCAUUCAUUCUCUCCACUGAAAAUCAUUGUGCGCGUUUUUUUUGCGUGAUUGUUAAUCUAGAGGAAUUCCAACGAAAAGCUUAAGGUUUCGAGCGAUUGGCCAGUAAUUGAAUAAACAAAUGAUCAAUUCAUACAAAUACCAUCAAUACCAAUUCCACCAUCAUCCACACCAUUCGAUUGUGCAUCACACAAAAACGAAUACAAUGCCGAGCAAAAUGAAGCAAAACACGAUAAAAUCGCUUGCCGAAACGGACCAACCCAACGAAAAGUAUUCGUUGCGGCAACGACAAAAGCGUUCAACACGUAAUACAAACAAACAAAUCGAAAAUAGUACAAAAACUGAUCAAUCGGAUGCCUUAAGUGCGGUGAAUACAUCAAUCGAUUCAAGUACGCCGAACGCAGGAAUGACAAAACAAACAAAAACCAAUAAAAAAUCAAGCGAAAAAGCAAAAACAAAACAAAAAGCCGCACCAUUAAGUAAAUAUCGACGAAAAACGGCCAAUGCACGUGAACGAGUUCGAAUGCGUGAAAUAAAUAGUGCAUUUGAACAUCUUCGACAAUGUGUACCAGUUUCGUUUUGUGACAACAGUCCAACUAAUAGCAAUGAAAAAUUAACGAAAAUCACCACACUUCGCAUGGCAAUGAAAUACAUUAACACUCUUACCAACAUUCUUGGAUCAUCCGAUGCGGAAUGCGACACCGACUUAUUAAAUAAUAUUAUCAACAAAAGCUCAAUUGAAACACCAACGAGCAGUACAUUCAUGAAUAAUAACAACGAUACCAUGGCAAUAAAUAAUAAUAACACAACCGACGUGGAAACGAAACCAGCGACUAAAGGUAAACGAAAAUCAAAAAAAUCAACAACAACCACAGCCAAUAAAACGAUUAGCAAGCGAAAAACUACAAAAUCAAAAACCAACACAAAAGCAACCAAUAAAAUCAUUGAAAAUAGCACGACGAAGAAAACUCAAUUGUAUGAUGCGAUACCGAAUAAUAUCAGCACAUUGUGUCUAACACCGCCAUCAUCAUCAACAGAUAGCCCAGUUGAUUUGGGUUUAAUGCUUGAAUCGGAUGGUGAAUCACUACAUUUGUCUGAACCAUGUCUGAGUCCGCCGUUAUCUUCAACGCAAUCGACAAAACCAUUUAUUAGCACAAUGGUUUCGCCGCCAUCAUCAAUGACCAUGUCAAACGGUCUUGAUAUCGGACUAUUUCUCGAUUCCGACACCGAUUCAUUGCAUUUUCCUGAACCAUGUCUUAGCCCAUUGGACGGUGGAUUUGAUGCAUUCAGCCCAUUCGGUGAUCUUUUAAAUCCUGGCUUUCCCGAACAUUCAGCACUCGACAUUUAUUUAACAUAGAUUCAUAUGACGCGAUAUUUGCUUUAAGCUUUUACUUGUAAAUUAAACAACCAGACAUAUAUUUUAUUAUUUUUAUUAUAAUUUUUUUCUUCUUCUCUGUUUUGUUCGAUAAGUGUAAAUCAUUCCUGCGAAACCCAAUUUUUUCUCAAUGUGUCAUAUUAUAUUUUAAGGCGAGAGAGGUGCUAUUUUCCUAUAAUACUGUAAAGUUUGUUUUUAGCAUUAUUAUUCAUUUUCGUGUGUAAAUUAGACGUAUAAUAAACAGUAAAUAUUAUGUCAGUAGGUAAUGCUAAGUCUACUAUAGAAUUUAAGGGGGAUUUCCGGUGCAAAAAUAUUUGAGGAUUCGCAACAACAACAAAAAAAUCGAUGAGCAGCCGAUCAGCUGAAACUUUGUUCGAAAGUGAAAAACAUGUUUGAACAGGAAAUACUUUGAACAUAUGAUGACGAUAGAAACCAGCAGCGUAUGAUAUUGUAUAAUUUGUCGACUAAAAGACGCCAGUUUUCGAGAUUAAUUUAUUAAUAAAUUUAUGCGUUUAUUUUUCUUCUUUAAUUUUUAUUAUGCCAUAGGGACAUUCAAAAAUCACUUCAUUGAUCCGAAAGACAUUUAUUCGAGUGAAUAAAAAAAAAACGAAAAAAGAAAAACCAUUUAUACACUAUGAAAUAUAUUGCUCGUAUGACUCUUAUAUUGCGGCCAUAAAUUAAGUGUAAAAUAUUUUGUUUGCGUUUUAAUGUGCUUUUACAUUAGUCAGGCUAAAUUUAAAAUGUCUUCUGGAACAUUCAAUGUUGACUUUAAUUUCGUAUUUUGUUUCGAAAAAAGUACGUUGUUUUUUGGUAGCUUGAGAAUGCCACAUAAUUCGUCUUCUUUUUGUGCUUUUUGGGUAAAUGACCCAUUUUAAAAAUAAUCACACUUGUGAGCUUCACACUUGAGUAUCUUACACUACGUGCAAUGGAAUAAGUAAAAUUGUUGAUGGAAACGGUCUCGCAUAGACAGAGCUUGCCUUUGAAGAAGAAGAAGAAAAAACGGAGCCUCGAGUAUUAUACCGCUCAUAAAUUUCUAUCUCGUGUGUAUUUUCUUAGGAUAUAUAUCCUAUCGUAACAUAAAUUAUUGCACUUCACAAUGUAUACACGCGCGCGCACAGCGCACACACACUAUUUGCAAUAAUUUUUUAGUGGAUAUUAUUUACCAUAUUUUUGUGUCGAUUUAUGUGCUGAAACUUAAUUAAAUGCUCGGAUUUAUAAGGAACAGACAUCAAUGUAUAUCGUUCGUUGUUUGCAUAAUUUUAAGUGGGUAUAUGACGUGUACGAGAAAAACUGUGCUAAGAAUUAGGUCCCAUUUUGGAUAAAAUAGAGAUUGUUUUUUUAUUAUUCUUUCGCAUAUUUACGAAAUAAAUUUAAAAUGACUUUACAUGAA
This is a messenger RNA of Contarinia nasturtii (swede midge), 5002 nucleotides long. RefSeq names its product helix-loop-helix protein delilah (gene tx). The transcript is spliced from 2 exons. Bases 2359 to 3594 code for a protein of 411 amino acids. The record is from RefSeq and is a predicted model, not a curated record. Gene Ontology annotation, molecular function: protein dimerization activity. NCBI's taxonomy places the organism in Eukaryota, Metazoa, Arthropoda, Insecta, Diptera, Cecidomyiidae.